GGCAAACCCUUUGCCAAGCCUUUCCACACAUCGAAUUUCAUCUUCAAACUGCGGCUCAACUUCGUUCUUGUUCUUUUUGGCUUAUCAAGCACUUCUGCAUACAAAAGAUUGAGGAAGACAUAUUCUGUCUAGAUCUUCAAUAUGCAGAUCUUCGUCAAGACCCUCACGGGUAAGACUAUCACCCUCGAGGUGGAGUCUUCGGAUACCAUUGACAAUGUCAAGUCCAAGAUUCAAGACAAGGAAGGAAUUCCUCCUGACCAACAACGUCUGAUCUUCGCCGGCAAGCAACUCGAAGAUGGCCGCACUCUUUCCGACUACAACAUUCAGAAGGAGUCGACCCUCCACCUCGUCCUCCGACUCCGUGGUGGUGCCAAGAAGCGCAAGAAGAAGGUUUACACCACUCCCAAGAAGAUCAAGCACAAGCGCAAGAAGACCAAGUUGGCUGUUCUCAAAUACUACAAGGUCGAUGGUGAUGGCAAGAUCGAGCGACUUCGACGCGAAUGCCCGACCAAGGAGUGUGGUGCUGGUGUUUUCAUGGCUGCCAUGCACAACCGACAAUACUGCGGUCGCUGCCACUUGACCUACGUUUUUGACGAGACCAAGUAGGCUAGAACAGAUGGAAGCCAGGGGAACGAAAUGGUGGAACCAAGCAGACAAUUACGAGAUCAGACGAACGGCCAAAUAGCUAGGCAAAGCAAAAUCUGAAUCGGGAUUCAUUACA
Messenger RNA from Exophiala xenobiotica, 721 nucleotides. Its product is annotated as ubiquitin-40S ribosomal protein S27a. Bases 142 to 606 code for a protein of 154 amino acids. Gene Ontology annotation, biological process: modification-dependent protein catabolic process; protein ubiquitination; translation. NCBI's taxonomy places the organism in Eukaryota, Fungi, Ascomycota, Eurotiomycetes, Chaetothyriales, Herpotrichiellaceae. Gene Ontology annotation, molecular function: ubiquitin protein ligase binding; protein tag activity; structural constituent of ribosome. The transcript is spliced from 3 exons. The record is from RefSeq and is a predicted model, not a curated record. Gene Ontology annotation, cellular component: ribosome; cytoplasm; nucleus.